AGAGCUGCCAGAUUGACUGUGUAAAAUCUGCUCUUUAGGACUUCAGAGUCCUGGGCUGAACUGCUUGGGCCACAAUUUUCCUGCCAGCCUUACCAGGCAGAACCUCUACUGUAUUAGGGAGAGGCACAUAAUACUCCUACUCAUAAUUCUGUGAACUUUAGUUAUUACAAUGUAUGAGACAACAGUAGCUGUGCCUGACUGACACAGUGUAGCUUCUAAACCCAGCCAGGAUCUGGUUUCCCCUCUCUUACCUGGACGUCGUCCCUCACCUUGUAUCAGACAAGCAUCAAGAGCGACUGAAUCUUGACCCGAGGGACACCAUGCCAUUUACUUUGCUCUUAAUGAUGUGCCUUCUUUGCUCUUUUAACCAUCAGGUCUCAGGUGCCCCGGAGAGCUGCAACUUAAAGUGUGGAGAAAGGCUGCAAAGUUGCUCCUGCCAGGCAUCUUGUGAAGCCCUAGGGACCUGCUGCACUGAUUACCAUAAUUUAUGCCUCCAAAUCGCCCCUUACUCAGGAACAUUAAUGGGAGGAAAAGACUUUAUCAUUCAGAAUCUGACCUUUCAUUCAAGUGUUAAUAUAACAUGCAGAUUCAACAAUGAAAUAAAUACUCAAGGCCAUGUAGAUGGAUCUGGAAGAGCUCACUGCAUUUCCCCACUGUUGUAUGAAACUGGUCGCAUCCCUUUUACGCUGUCUGUCAAUGGAGAGAGCACAGUACUGCCAUCAGGAACAUGGUUAGCAGUGCAUCACAGCAAGGCAUCCGAGACAGAAAAGAGUGUGUUGAGAGACUCAAAAAAAUGGCAAUACUAUGGAACACCUGGCUACAAUGGAACCCUCACCUUGCUAUGGGACCCCAGCCUCCUCCAAACGGAGAACAUUCGUAUAGAGGUCUGGGGUUACAAGGAAACUGGAAUUCCGUACAGUGACUCCUGGAGCGCUAACUGGACCUAUCUCUACACUCUCAGUGCACAUGGCCCGAACAAUGGCAAUUACACAUUUACACCAUCUCCUGCCGAAUCACCCUAUAGCCAAUGGGAAGUUGGGAUGCUAAGGAUUGUUCCCAGUGAACUCCCUAUUGGAGAGAGGGAUGUGCAGUCAGUAUGGAGCCCUGUCCAUGCUUUGGCCUGGCACCUAGAAGAGAACUUCAGGCAUGACCCAUCUGCCUGGGCAUAUGACAAAUGCAUGAUCUGGAGUGAAUCAGAGAAGAAUAGCCUGCCAAACUUCCUGGCAGAAACAUCAGACUGCCCCUGUACACUUGCACAGUCAAGGGCUGACACUGGUAGAUAUCACACUGAUUAUGGUUGCAACAUUGAAAAAAAUAGUGUGUGUACAUACCACCCUGGGGCCGUCCACUGUGUGAGGAGCAUUAAGGCAAGUCCUCAGUAUGCAGCAGGACAACAGUGCUGCUAUGACUCCACUGGAGCUCAGGUGCUCACCAGUGACUCUCUAGGUGGUAGUACACCUGAUAGAGGACACGACUGGGGAUCCCCACCAUAUAGGAAGCCCCCAAGGGUGCCAGGCUUUUCCCACUGGUUGUAUGAUGUAAUCACCUUCUAUUACUGCUGCCUGUGGUCCGAUAACUGCAAGUAUUACUUGGAGCUCAGACCAUCCAGUGACUGUCGCACAUACAAGCCACCAAAAGUUGCUUCUGCUUUUGGUGAUCCUCACUUUCUAACGUUUGAUGGUUUGCAAUACAUGUUCAAUGGAAAAGGGGAAUACACAUUGGUCACUACCUCUGACCACGUUUUGGCUGUUCAAGGUCGGACAACACCCUUUGAAGGUCAGGGCAAUUCACAUAGAGCCACUUCUGAAGAGAUAAAUGUGGCCAGCUUUUGUUCAGUGGCCAUGAAAGAAGGUGCAUCUGAUGUAGUUGAAGUACGUCUAAAGCAGAAACCAUCAGAGGAGCUGGAAACCCUACUUAAUGGAGAGGUGAUCAGCUUUGACGAACAAAGUUGGCUGGACUUAAAAGGAGUGUUCCUUUACUCUGCUACUAAGCAAAAUGUUACAGCAAUGUUCCCCUCUGGGGCUGGGGUGGAGGUGAGAGCAAGAGGGGGAUUUUUGGCUAUCAAUGUCUUGCUUCCUGGUGAAUUCCUGAACCGAACUCAAGGGCUUAUGGGAGUCAUGAACAAUGAUCCUGCGGAUGACUUCACUUUCCUUAAUGGCACAAUAUUGAGACCUGAUGCCACCCCCCAGGAGAUAUUUCAAUUCGGUGCUGAAUGGGCAGUAACCAAUGAGACCUCUCUCUUUACCUAUGACUCUCCACGGCUCAUCAGUGACUACCAAGUUAAGCACGACCCUCUGUUCGUACCUACAUUUACCAUCGAAGAGGAUCCAAAUGACCCGUUAUAUGCAGAAAUGAUAUCAUUAUGUGGAAAUGAUACACUUUGCAGGUUUGAUGUCCUCAGCACAAAGGACCUAGAUAUUGGCAAUGCCACAAAAAUAUCACAUCUCAGCCACAUCAGCUUGGUGGAAAGCCUUCAACCAGUGGUCUCCUGUGGUUGGCUGGCACCCCCAGCAAAUGGAACAAAGAAUGGGACAACAUACCUGGAGGGAUCUGUUGUCACAUUCAAUUGCAACAAAGGGUUUACUCUGAGUGGAUCUACGCACAGAACCUGCCUGCAUAACGGGACGUGGUCAGGCGAUCCGGCUCAAUGUCUUUUAGGGAAAACAGAUUCGUGUGCAAGUCAGUGUGGGAAGGAGCUGGCGGAAUGCUCUUGUCAUGUGACUUGCGAAAAUCUCGGUACCUGCUGCUCCGACUAUCGCAGUUUCUGCGUCCGCAUCGCCCCAGAGUCUGGCUUGGUCAUGGGGGGCAGGGACUUUAUGGUUCUGAAUGUGACCUUCAGUAACAGCUCCGAUGUGAAAUGCAGAUUCAACAAUGACAUAACAAGGAAUGGCUAUAUAGAUGAAGCAGGGCACGCACACUGUACAUCUCCUCUUCUAUACGAAACGGGCCGUAUUCGCUUUGAAAUGUCUGUAGAUGGAGGAAAGACGUAUCCUCACUCUGGCACAUGGCUGUCAGUGCAUCCUGGAAAGGUGUCAGAGACUGAAAAAUGCACCUUGGUAAAUGACACAAAGUGGCAAUAUUACGGCACUCCAAAUACAGAAGGCACGCUGACUGUUACAUGGGACCCCAAGGCAUUCAAGGAAAAAAUGGUCAAUAUUGAAGUCUGGGGUUACCAGGAAUUAGGUGUACCUUAUUCCCCUUCUUGGACGGCCUCCUGGAACUAUUUGUACUCUUUAGCAAAGCAUCAUGACAAUAAUGGGUCUUUCACAUUCACCCCGGAGCCCGCUAAGCCAGAACAUAGUAUAUUUGAGUUUGGAAGUCUGAGAAUUAACCCCAGCCAGUAUGAAGAUGGACAAAUGGAUGUACAUUCACUAUGGAGUGUGGACCAUGCCAUGGCUUGGCAUCUUGGAGAAGACUUCCGAAAGGAUUCUGCUGGCUGGGCACAUGAAAAAUGUCUGAAAUGGCACGAAAGCGACAUGAGCCUUCCCGACUUCCUACCAGAGAUUAUUGACUGUCCUUGCACACUCGCACAGUCCCGAGCAGACACUGGAAGGUUUCACCCAGAUUAUGGAUGUGACAUAGAGACGGGCAGCGUAUGUACUUACCACCCUGGGGCUGUGCACUGUGUGAGGGGGAUCUAUGGCAGCCCACUAUACGCAGCAGGACAGCAGUGCUGCUAUGAUUCCAGAGGAGUGCAAGUCCUUACCAGCGACUCUCUAGGGGGGAGCACCCCAGAUCGAGGCCACGACUGGGGAUCCCCACCAUACAAGAAGCCUCCCAGAGUCCCAGGUUUCUCACAUUGGAUCUAUGAUGUUAUUAGCUUUUACUACUGCUGCCUGUGGUCCAAUAACUGCCACUACUACUUAGAGCUCAGACCAUCGAGUGACUGCCGCACAUACAAGCCACCAAAAGUUGCAUCUGCAUUUGGGGAUCCUCACUUAAUCACUUUGGAUGGGGCUAAUUUCACUUUCAAGGGUAAAGGAGAGUACACUUUGGUCACAUCACCUUACACAGCUCUAAACACCCAGGGCCGGACACAACCUGCUACUUUUUCAAAUGGAUCUGCCAGUUCUGUAACUGGAUUUUCCUCGGUGGUCAUGAAAGAAAAUAAUAGUGACAUUAUUGAGGUACGUCUAGCUGGAAAUUCACAGAGACUGGAAAUCCUCCUGAACAAAGAAGUGGUCAACUUUGAUCGGAGUUGGAUCGAUCUCAGUGGGGUAUUUCUGUAUUCUGCUACCAACCAAAAUGUCACAGUGAUGUUCCCUUCUGGAGCUGGAGUGGAGGUUAGAGGAAGAGGAAGUUUUCUGAGUGUUACCGCUUUACUACCUGAUAAGUUUAUGAACCGAACACAGGGGCUUCUAGGAGUGAUGAAUCAUAACCCAUUAGAUGAUUUUACCUUUAGAAAUGGGACCAUCCUACCGCUCGAUGCUUCCCCUCAGGAGCUCUUCCAGCUGGGUGCCGACUGGGCGGUGACCAACCAAAGUUCUCUCUUCACUUAUGAUUCCCAAUUUCUAAUAGAGACUUAUAAAACAAAACACGACCCACAUUUUGUGCCCACUUUUUCUGUCCAAGAAGUCCCCAAUGAUCCAAUCAAAGAAGAUAUGGACAAGUUAUGUGGCUCAGAUACAUUCUGUAGGUUUGAUGUCCUCACUACCCGGGAUCUAGGAGUAGGAAAUGCAACCAAAUUAUCCCACUUUUACCAUGCGAGCUUAGUGGACAGUCUGCAGCCGGUGGUUUCAUGUGGGUGGCUGAAACCCCCCGCCAAUGGGAAAAAGGAAGGGACCAGUUAUCUGGCAAGCUCGGAGGUGAGGUUUACCUGUAACAAAGGCUAUGUGCUGGUUGGAUCUUCUAAACGCAUCUGUCAAAUGGAUGGGACCUGGAGUGGCCAAGAGACCCAAUGUGUACCUAAUAACACCCUUGGCAUUGUCCUUGGAUGUGUAUUCGGAUUCCUAACAUUAUUAGUCUUAAUAAUACUGAUCGUUGUCAAUGAAAAAAAACGCAGCAAGAAGAAGGAAAUAACUGUUCCACCAGUGACAUUCCAGCAAUCUAGCGAACCUUAAGGAGAAUCCUAAAGGAACUCGUCAACAUGACCUUGCCACUGAAUAUAAACUUUGAUAACAUACGGCGGAAAAGAAGAAAAAAGAACUAUUAUGGCAAGAUUGUAACAUGUACUCACUAGCAACUCAUGCUACUAGAAACCUGGAAAAUUCAGUUGUAUCCCCUAAUGAUGUCAUGUAAUAUGUAAUGACACUAUGACAUGCGCUGGGAGCAGGUGUAUAAUAAUUGUAUUGAUUUUAACCUUUGGUCUUCCAUUUUACACACUGAUGAAUCCAGUGUAAAUGAUAUUUUCCAAAGAUUUUGUAAUCCAUGUAAUUGGGAGUGAUGGUUCAUUAUGCAUUUCACGUUUUAUGUUCCUAUUUAUUUCACAUGCUAUUAUAUAUAAACACUAUACAUAUAAAUAUAUGUUUGUUGAGGCAAACUAUGUAUUUAUUUUAAAUAAUAAACCCAAACUAAAAGCUCAUAAAAAGUAAUUUGGAGGUGUCUCUGGCCUAUACUUGCUGGUCUUGGCUUAUCCUCCCUAGCCAUGUCUUCUAAAGCCUUGCCCUGACUCCACUCAGCUUUCACUCUCAUGUCUAUGUAGUGCAGGGUUUAUAUUUGCCCUUGGGGUAUAGCCUUUGAUUUCCCAUCAGUAGCAUUGGU
Molecule: messenger RNA, 5700 nt
Organism: Spea bombifrons (plains spadefoot toad)
Lineage: Eukaryota; Metazoa; Chordata; Amphibia; Anura; Pelobatidae
Gene: SUSD2
Product: sushi domain containing 2
Exons: 27
Coding region: 321-5060 (1579 amino acids)
Source: RefSeq, a predicted model, not a curated record